AUGAAAACAAAUGCAAAUGAAAACUCCGUAAAGAAAGCAGGCGAUUACAAAUUCUAUUUCUCAGAAAUAAUCAAGAACAAUGCCUCUUGUAAUACUUUUGGUACAGUAUGUUCAUUUUCUUUCGUUCAGCCAUAUAGUAGUUGUAAGUCCUCCCUGCAAAUCGCGGCCUCUGAAACUCAAGCUUACUUUUUGUCUUUUAUCAGUCUCAAUAUGUCCGUACCAGAAGGAUUUACAAAAGUCACUGAAGAUCUGCACAGAUCCAGUGAAGUUAUAAACUCUAACCCAUACGGCCCUAACCCUGCUGAUUUCUUGUCCAAUGUUUCGUCUUUCCAGUUGAUCGAAUCAACCUUAAGAGAAGGUGAGCAAUUUGCCAACGCUUUCUUUUCUACGGAAAAGAAGAUUGAGAUUGCGAAGGCGUUGGAUGAUUUCGGCGUUGACUACAUUGAGUUGACUUCUCCUGUAGCUUCUGAACAGUCUAGAAAGGACUGCGAAGCUAUUUGUAAGUUGGGGUUGAAAGCUAAGAUUUUGACUCACAUUAGAUGUCAUAUGGAUGACGCUAAGGUUGCUGUCGAGACCGGUGUAGACGGUGUUGACGUGGUUAUUGGAACGUCACAGUUUUUGAGACAAUACUCCCACGGCAAAGACAUGUCUUACAUUGCCCAAUCGGCUAUCGAGGUUAUCGAGUUUGUCAAGUCCAAGGGCAUUGAAAUCCGGUUUUCAUCUGAAGACUCUUUCAGAUCAGAUUUGGUUGAUUUGUUGAACAUCUACAAGACAGUGGACAAAAUUGGCGUCAACAGAGUUGGUAUCGCUGAUACCGUUGGUUGUGCUAACCCUAGACAAGUUUAUGAGUUGGUAAGAACAUUAAAGUCUGUGGUUUCGUGUGACAUAGAGUGUCACUUCCACAACGAUACUGGAUGUGCCAUUGCGAAUGCCUACACAGCCUUGGAGGGUGGUGCCAAAUUGAUUGAUGUCUCAGUUUUAGGUAUUGGGGAAAGAAACGGUAUCACACCCCUUGGUGGUUUAAUGGCGAGGAUGAUUGCCGCAGACAGAGACUACAUUUUGUCCAAGUACAAGUUGCACAAGUUGAGAGACUUGGAGAAUUUGGUUGCAGAGGCUGUUCAGGUCAACAUUCCUUUCAACAACCCAAUCACAGGAUUCUGUGCUUUUACACACAAGGCUGGUAUCCACGCAAAAGCCAUCUUGGCCAAUCCAUCGACUUAUGAAAUUUUGAGCCCUUCGGACUUUGGCUUGACGAGAUACAUUCACUUUGCUAACAGGUUGACUGGGUGGAAUGCAAUCAAGUCUCGUGUUGACCAAUUAAACUUGCAUUUGACCGAUGACCAGUGCAAGGAGGUUACCAAUAAAAUCAAAAAAUUGGGCGAUGUUAGACAAUUGAACAUUGAUGAUGUCGAUUCCAUCAUCAAGGACUUCCAUGCUGACGUCUCGGCUCCAAGCUCCUCAGGCACCCUUCUUGAAGAAAAUGCAAAGAGACAAAGAAUAUAG
Molecule: messenger RNA, 1503 nt
Organism: Clavispora lusitaniae ATCC 42720
Lineage: Eukaryota; Fungi; Ascomycota; Pichiomycetes; Serinales; Metschnikowiaceae
Gene: LYS21
Product: homocitrate synthase
Cellular component (GO): mitochondrion
Molecular function (GO): homocitrate synthase activity
Source: RefSeq, a predicted model, not a curated record